CCGAGGGUGCUGAGCAGGUCGCGGUUGCAGCUCCUUCCAGCUCCUGGCAGCCGGGCACCUGAAGGAACGGGUCUUGCAAGGACGCGGCUGGAUCUGGCCCAGCCAUGGACCGAAAAGUGGCCCGAGAAUUCCGGCAUAAGGUGGAUUUUCUGAUUGAAAAUGAUGCAGAGAAGGACUAUCUCUAUGAUGUGUUGCGGAUGUACCACCAGACCAUGGACGUGGCCGUGCUCGUGGGAGACCUGAAGCUGGUCAUCAAUGAACCCAGCCGCCUGCCUCUGUUUGAUGCCAUUCGGCCCCUGAUCCCACUGAAGCACCAGGUGGAAUAUGACCAGCUGACCCCCCGGCGCUCCAGGAAGCUGAAGGAGGUGCGUCUGGACCGUCUGCACCCGGAAGGCCUUGGCCUGAGCGUGCGUGGUGGCCUGGAGUUUGGCUGUGGGCUCUUCAUCUCCCACCUCAUCAAAGGCGGUCAGGCAGACAGCGUUGGGCUCCAGGUAGGGGAUGAGAUCGUCCGGAUCAACGGAUAUUCCAUCUCCUCCUGCACCCAUGAAGAGGUCAUCAACCUCAUCCGAACCAAGAAAACUGUGUCCAUCAAAGUGAGACACAUCGGCCUGAUUCCCGUGAAGAGCUCUCCUGAUGAGCCCCUCAAGUGGCAGUAUGUGGAUCAGUUUGUGUCAGAAUCCGGGGGCGGGCGAGGCAGCCUGGGCUCACCCGGGAAUUGGGAAAACAAGGAGAAGAAGGUCUUCAUCAGCCUGGUGGGCUCUCGGGGCCUUGGCUGCAGCAUUUCUAGCGGCUCCAUCCAGAAGCCUGGCAUCUUCAUCAGCCACGUGAAGCCUGGAUCCCUGUCUGCUGAGGUGGGAUUGGAGACAGGGGACCAGAUUGUCGAAGUCAACGGCAUUGACUUCUCUAACCUGGACCACAAGGAGGCCGUGAACGUGCUGAAGAGUAGCCGCAGCCUGACCAUCUCCAUCGUAGCUGGAGCUGGCCGGGAGCUGUUCAUGACGGAUCGGGAGCGGCUGGCAGAGGUACGGCAGCAAGAGCUGCAGCGGCAAGAGCUUCUCAUGCAGAAGCGGUUGGCGAUGGAGUCCAACAAGAUCCUCCAGGAGCAGCAGGAGAUGGAGCGGCAAAGGAGAAAAGAAAUUGCCCAGAAGGCAGCAGAGGAAAAUGAGAGAUACCGGAAGGAGAUGGAACAGAUUGUAGAGGAGGAAGAGAAGUUUAAGAAGCAAUGGGAAGAAGACUGGGGCUCAAAGGAACGGCUACUCCUGCCUAAAACCAUCGCCGCUGAGGUGCAUCCAGUACCUCUUCGCAAGCCAAAGUCUUUUGGGUGGUUUUAUCGUUAUGAUGGCAAAUUCCCAACCAUCCGGAAGAAAGGAAAAGAUAAGAAGAAAGCCAAGUAUGACAGCCUGCAGGACUUGAGAAAGAAUAAGAAGGAACUGGAGUUUGAGCAAAAGCUUUACAAAGAGAAAGAGGAAAUGCUGGAGAAGGAAAAGCAGCUAAAGAUCAACCGGCUGGCCCAGGAGGUGUCUGAGACAGAGCGGGAAGACCUUGAAGAAUCGGAAAAGAUUCAAUAUUGGGUGGAGAGGCUCUGUCAGACUCGCCUUGAGCAGAUUUCCUCUGCUGAUAAUGAGAUUUCAGAGAUGACCACAGGGCCCCCACCUCCUCCGCCUUCUGUUUCUCCCCUGGCCCCACCGUUGAGACGCUUUGCAGGCGGACUGCACCUGCACACCACUGACCUGGACGACAUCCCUUUGGACAUGUUCUACUAUCCCCCCAAGACUCCCUCUGCUCUGCCAGUGAUGCCCCACCCUCCAUCCUCCAACCCACCCCACAAGGUCCCGGCACCACCUGUCCUCCCCUCAUCUGGCCAUGUGAGCACCUCAUCCUCCCCCUGGGUGCAGCGCACUCCACCCCCCAUUCCCAUCCCUCCCCCGCCAUCCGUUCCCACCCAAGACCUCACUCCCACCCGCCCACUGCCCUCGGCGCUGGAAGAAGCACUGGGCAACCAUCCCUUCCGCACUGGGGACACAGGCAGUCCAGCGGAGGACUGGGAGGGAAAGAACCACAGUGGGAAGCCCACCAACUCCCCUGUCCCUGAACGCAGCUUCACCACCGCAAAGACAUUUUGCCCAAGCCCACAGCCUCCACGAGGCCCUGGCGUGUCCACCAUCUCCAAACCUGUCAUGGUCCACCAGGAACCCAAUUUCAUCUACAGGCCAGCUGUGAAAUCUGAAGUUCUGCCACAGGAGAUGUUGAAGAGGAUGGUGGUUUAUCAGACAGCAUUCAGACAAGACUUCCGGAAAUAUGAGGAAGGCUUCGACCCCUACUCUAUGUUCAGCCCAGAGCAGAUCAUGGGGAAGGACGUCCGGCUCCUGCGCAUUAAGAAGGAGGGAUCCUUAGACCUGGCUCUGGAAGGUGGUGUGGACUCCCCCAUUGGGAAGGUGGUCGUUUCUGCUGUGUACGAAGGGGGAGCUGCCGAGCGGCAUGGUGGCAUUGUGAAAGGAGACGAGAUCAUGGCAAUCAACGGCAAGAUUGCGACAGACUACACCCUGGCUGAGGCUGAGGCUGCCCUGCAGAAGGCCUGGAAUCAGGGCGGGGACUGGAUCGACCUUGUGGUUGCCGUCUGCCCCCCCAAGGAGUACGAUGAUGAGCUCGCUUCUCUUCCCUCCUCCGCAGCUGAAAGCCCCCAGCCGGUCCGAAAGCUCCUUGAAGACCGUGCUGCCGUGCACAGACACGGGUUCCUCCUGCAGCUGGAGCCCAUGGUGAAUAGGCAGGCUGGCCACAGGGCCCUGUCUUCCCUGCUGCGUGCAGUGACCAUCUGCUGCCCACGUUGUCAGCAGGUUCUUUGGACUGGCAUCUGGAGGGUACACAAAGCGCCAUCCCUGAAGUGCUGCCCGGGGCCUGCUGUUGGCCACAGUGGAAUUGUUCAGACUCAAGGCCUUUCCCUCAGGGAGGUGGCACAGAGCCCAGUCUGCGAAAUGUGCUUGUGACCCAGGUGUCCUGACUCAUCAUGGCCUGGGACCUGCUUUGGGUCCCAAGCAGCACCCAAAUGAGUGGCAUGAUGCACUGGGCACCAUUCUCUGUGGGGCACAGACUGUGCCUCGAACUAGGCACAUGGGGCUAGGGGAGCCCACAGGAGGCCUAGCUGGAAUUGCCCCCCAGAGGUGUCCUCAGCAGAAUGUGAAAAUUCCCCUUCGCAUGAAUGCCAGCCUGCUGGGAGCUCUGCUCUACCCUGGCCCCCACACUUGGCCAGAACCAGGGCUAUUAAGAGGUUUUGAAGACUGGUCCAAAGAACC
Molecule: messenger RNA, 3290 nt
Organism: Saimiri boliviensis boliviensis (Bolivian squirrel monkey)
Lineage: Eukaryota; Metazoa; Chordata; Mammalia; Primates; Cebidae
Gene: USH1C
Product: USH1 protein network component harmonin
Biological process (GO): retinal cone cell development; inner ear receptor cell stereocilium organization; sensory perception of sound
Cellular component (GO): stereocilium tip; photoreceptor inner segment; cilium
Molecular function (GO): protein binding
Source: RefSeq, a predicted model, not a curated record